This is a messenger RNA of Perkinsus marinus ATCC 50983, 1392 nucleotides long. RefSeq names its product beta-hexosaminidase alpha chain precursor, putative. Gene Ontology annotation, biological process: carbohydrate metabolic process; glycosaminoglycan metabolic process. The coding region runs from base 1 to 1392 and encodes 463 amino acids. Gene Ontology annotation, cellular component: membrane. The record is from RefSeq and is a predicted model, not a curated record. Gene Ontology annotation, molecular function: beta-N-acetylhexosaminidase activity. NCBI's taxonomy places the organism in Eukaryota, Perkinsozoa, Perkinsida, Perkinsidae. The transcript has a single exon.
AUGCUGAAACUCGGACGGAUUCGUUCAGUCAUACUCGGUAUCGCUACCGGCACUGUGGUAUGGACCCUAGUUCUCUUGGCGCAUAUCGGUGACCAUACCCUGAGAGCAUCAGACGACAGCCCAGUCGAGCUGGGUCUAUUCUGCAAGGCAUGCACAGCUGAUCAAAUGGACCUACUCUGGCGACGUUAUAAUAGAAGUUGUACGAACGCCCGCCCAUUGCGACUGGAGAUCGCGUUCAAUGGCCUGAAUGAACCCUUAAGCGUUACUAACGAAGUCUUCGAGGUUACUGUCGCGACAGAACAGAUGGUCCACAUCAAGGCCAACGGCUUCCAAGGGGCUUUGCGAGCUCUAGACGACACUUGCGGUACGGCGCGUGGUUUCGUCCAAAAAACGCCAACUCCUUUGGGCCUGGCUUACCGUGGGCUCCUCUUGGAUAUCUCACAUGUCUUUUUAUCGGUUGCGGAGUUGACGCAUAUAAUCGAGUUUGCGUCACAAGAAGCAGGCCUCAAUGUUCUGCACCUGCACAGCACUGAUAAUCAAUGUUUCGUAAUCGAACUGGCCUCGGCGCCCGAGCUAGCCCAUAAGAGUCAAGGAGCAUGCAGCAGGGGAGGUGCCGUUCGAGGAUAUUACACGAAGGGAGAAGUGGAAGAGGUCUUCGCAGUGGCUGCUUCAUUGGGUAUCAUGAUAGUGCUUGAGCUAGACAUCCCAGGUCACGCGGGAGCCUGGAAGAAGUCUCAUCCCGAGCAUGUUGUUGAGGAUUACCUAGAUCCUAAUAGUGAGUCUAUGUGGCAGCUGUUUUCUACUGUACUUACUGAGCUCGAGGAGCUCUUGCCAGUCACUGCACUACAUGCCGAAUUGCCCCUGGGGCUUCAUCUAGGUGGAGAUGAGGUUUCCAAUAAUCGGGCGCAUCGAGCAUUCGAAGCUAAGCUGAAAAAGUAUAGACGACGUGAUGCACGUCUCCACAAUAUGCGUUGGGAAGAAUCCCUCUCAGUUGGGGGUGUUGAGCACAAUGACAUAGUUACAGUCUGGAAGUCCUUCGAGAUGUCCGGCAGGAUCCUACUUGAGGAUGUGAUCACUCGAGGGUUCAGUGCUAUCAACAUGUGUCUCAGCAGACUUUACCUCGACGCGAAGUUCCAGCCUACAGUUGAAGCUAUCCGCAAAUUCGAUGCAUACAGGAGUGGUUCACAGACACCAGGCCCUAAUGGUCACCUUGUCAAGAUAGAGCAUGAGCAUUUGGUGCUUGGCGCAGCUGUGAGCUGCUGGGGUGAAUGCAUGACCGCUCUGGCCAAAGAUUUAAGUGAAGAUAGACCAUACAACGAUUUUUGGAAUCUUCUUGGAGAAGCUGGAUAUAACUUCUGGCACACGGAACGACCUUCGCGACGGCGCUCGUGA